Molecule: messenger RNA, 858 nt
Organism: Laccaria bicolor S238N-H82
Lineage: Eukaryota; Fungi; Basidiomycota; Agaricomycetes; Agaricales; Hydnangiaceae
Exons: 6
Biological process (GO): transport
Molecular function (GO): transmembrane transporter activity
Source: RefSeq, a predicted model, not a curated record
GUGAAAGUCCGGUUUCAGAGCCCAGCGAUUGCGAGUAAGUAUACGUCGACCUUCCAAGCCAUUGCUACUAUUAUUCGCGAGGAGCGGUUUAUUGGGUUGUACAAGGGAAUAACGUCGCCCUUGGCGACCGUGGCGUUGAUGAAUGGUCUCGUGUUCGCUUCCUAUCGUUUCCUUUUGAAGUUACAGCUUGAGGAUUCCUCAAGCACGCCCUCGAUAACACAGAUCGCGCUUGCUGGAGCGGGAAGCGGCAUCAUAUCUUCUAUUAUCACAACACCGACGGAACUCAUAAAAAUCCGUCAACAAUCCCUUCUGACCGAGACAACUACUCGGCAAGUUGCGUUGCAGGUUUUGAGAGAGAGUGGCAUAAAGGGCUUGUAUCGAGGUAUCACCGCAACGGCCCUGAGGGACAUCGGAUACGGUGCCUAUUUUGCAGCGUACGAAGCUACGUGCCGCUACCUUUCAACCCCAGCGGUGACGCCUCUGGACUCUUCGCUUAUAAUGGCUCAGGUAGAACCUGACAUGACUAAACUAUCGUGGCCCUCCCUUCUGCUGGCCGGAGGGGUUGCAGGAAUUGGUAUGCUCUUUUUUUGUCUUACGCCAUCAGUAUUACUGAUAUCACGUCCGUCUGCGGCCGGCUGGGUGGUCACUUUCCCAUUCGAUGUCGUGAAAACUCGUGUUCAAGGCAGCACCGCCGCACUUUCAGUACCAGCGGCAACGCCCAUACCUUCCCAGACUUCUUUUUCUCCGGAAGGCAUUAAUGUGUUUUUUCGUGGUUUGGCUCCUACCCUUAUUCGGGCUAUACCAGUUAACAUGGUCACCUUUGCCACGUUUGAGGCCGUCGUUCACGCUCUCUCAUGA